UAAGGGAGUGUGGGAUGCGCAGAUAAAAAGUUAUGCGCAUAUUUCAUUCCUUUUCUUUUUGUUUUUUUUCAAAGUUGUAGCGUUUUCUUUUGCUUAUAUUUUUGCUGCUUUAAGUUGGAACACGCAGACGCCAACGUUUGAGUGUAGCGUUUAAAAAGAAAUUUAUUACACAUUCUUUCCUUUUCUUUUUCUCACUAAGUAUUUUAAUUUGUGGGUUGCUUUUGAUUCUUUGUUUGCUUUCAGGGAGUGGUGGAAGGUGAUGUUUUUACAUAAACAACAGAGAUUGUUUUGAGUGUUCAUUUGGGCUUCUUAUUGAAUAAUUUUGGGUUUUGGCAGUUCUGUUGAUCCACAAGGUUAAUAAAGUUUCUCAAUUUUCAAUAAUUUUUUUUGGGUUUAUGAGAACGUUGAAAUUUUUGAAAGAUUCAAUCUUUUUUCUGCCCCUCUUUGAUCACAUUAUUAAAGUAAGUUUUUCGUCUACAGAGGUGUGCUUGAGUUUUGCUGACCAUGUUCUUGUUUUUUGAUUCUUAGUUGAUAGAGGGCGGCUAAGUGGUAACUUUAGAUGACUUGAUAGAUGAUUAUACCUUGUAGUUUUGGCGCCAAUUGAGAGCAUGAGUUGAGCUGGUUAUCUUUUAUGUUAGUACAUGAUUUUGAAAAAAACUAAUUUGCUUGAUAGAGUAUGAGCUCUCAAUCAACUGAACUUACCCCAAGGAUGGCGAUAUAUGAGCAAUUCCACCAGAUAAGCAGGUGGGGAGACACCUUCAAUGCUGACGUCAGUCCAAGUACUGGGUCAUCAACAAUUGUACAGGUGGAUGCUAGGCUAGAAAACAAGGCUGAAUAUAUAUCUUGUGAGCAAGUUGAACAUUCCAGAAAUGAUCAAGAAACAAACAAACCGGCUUAUAAGAUACAAAGACGUUUGGCACAAAAUCGUGAAGCUGCUCGUAAAAGUCGUUUGAAGAAAAAGGUCUAUGUUCAACAAUUAGAAUCAAGUCGUUUAAAACUAGCUCAGUUGGAGCAAGAGAUUGAAAGAACUAGGCAGCAGGGUAUCUACAUAAGCAGUGCAUCAGAUACUGGUUAUUUUGGACUGUCUGCAACUGUAAACCCAGGGAUUACUGCAUUUGAGAAGGAAUAUGGAUACUGGGUUGAAGAGCAAAAUAAACAGAUUUGUGAACUUAGAAGUGCACUCCAGGCACACAUUACUGAUGUAGAGCUCUGCAUACUGGUAGAAAGUGGCUUGAACCACUAUCGCAAUCUGUUUCGCAUGAAAGCAGAUGCUGCAAAGGCAGAUGUUGUCUAUUUGAUCUCAGGCAUUUGGAGAACUUCAGCCGAGCGUUUUUUCCACUGGAUUGGAGGAUUCUGCCCGUCAGAACUUUUAAAUGUUGUCAUGUCACAAAUUGAGCCCUUGACUGAUCAACAACAUUUGGAGGUCUGUAACCUUCGACAAUUUUCUCAGCAAGCUGAAGAUGCUCUUUCCCAGGGAAUAGAUAAACUCCAGCAGGACUUGGGCCAGAGUGUAGCUGCUGACUUCAGUUCGGGAAACUACAGAGCUCAGGUGGCGUCUGCAAUAGAUAAACUGGAAGCCCUAGAGGGCUUUGUAAAUCAGGCUGAUCACCUUCGCCAGCAGACUUUGCAACAGAUGGCUCGAAUCCUUACAACCCGACAAGCAGCUCGAGGCUUACUUGCCUUGGGGGAAUACUUUCAUCGUCUACGUGCUCUCAGUUCGCUUUGCUCUGCCCGUCCACUUUGAGCCUGCCUAGUCCACGAACUUAGAGCACCAACAAUCUAUCCACACUGUAGUCACCAGAAGUUCGUUCUUCAACCAGUAAGAAAGUAGAUUUUCGGAGGUCUUGUUGUAUGAACUACAAUAUAUAAAUAUAUAUAUAUGCAUGCUCAUAAUUUUUCAGAGAAACUUGUUGACCAUAAAACCUGUAAAUACGAAUCCUUAUGCCGUGUAUGUCAAGAAGAAUUUUAGGUCAUUAAAGUUAGAUUUACUAUUGUUUUAUCGUACUAUAUUGUUUGGAAGCUGGAGAAUUAUACUAGCAAGCAAGUGAUUAACUUAUUUUUUUGUCAUUUUUUUUUUUUUUGCGUUAUUGAAGUUUGUGGGACA
This is a messenger RNA of Durio zibethinus, 2104 nucleotides long. The record is from RefSeq and is a predicted model, not a curated record. Lineage: Eukaryota; Viridiplantae; Streptophyta; Magnoliopsida; Malvales; Malvaceae.